AUGUUGUUUUAUAUUGAUGGAGUUAGGGCCUCCGAUAAAGAUGCUAAAAUUCAAAGCGAAGCUAAAUCACUUGAAAAGCAUGAGGUUGGUGACUAUGAAUUUUUGGUACAGAUCGUCAUUUGGUAUGAAAUGUUAUCAAAUGUGAAUGUGGUGAGCAAAAAGUUGCAAUCAAAGGAUGUGGUUCUUGAUGUUGCUAUUGAUGAAGUGGACAAAUUGAUUAAAUACUUUAAAAAAUAUAGAGAAGAGGGGUUUUCCAAGGCGAUUGAUGAAGCUGUAGAAAUUGCCAAUGAAUUGGGUGUUGAUGCGGGAUUCCCUCAAAAACGUGUGAUACGUAGGAAAAAACAAUUUGAUGAGAAUUCAAAUGUAGAAGAAGUUAUAUUUUCACUCGAUGAGGAUUUUAAAGUCAAUUACUUUUUAUGUAUUGUUGAUCAAGCUAUAAGUUCUCUUGAAACAAGAUUCGAUCAAUACAAAAAAUUCGAAAAUUUAUGGGGUUUUUUGUUUCCUAAAAAGUUGAAGACACUUGAUGAAGCCACUCUUAAGUCUUGUUGUUAUCGUCUUCAAGAUGCAUUGAAAUAUAAAGAAGAAUCGGACAUUGAUGCUAAUGAACUUUAUUUGGAGUUGAAGUUGAUCGAGACAUUCUUACCGAGUUACAUUGUUAGCCCUUUUGAUGCUUUAAACAAUAUCAAGCGGCUUGGUCAUUUCCCUAAUGCUAUAAAUGCGUAUAAAGUGCUUUUGACAAUUCCGGUAACGGUGGCAUCGGCGGAAAGAAGCUUUUCAAAAUUGAAGUUGUUGAAGACUUAUUUACGAUCGACGAUGUCGCAAGAAAGACUUAACGGAUUGGCAAUGAUAUCUAUUGAAAACGAAAUAUUAGAAGGUAUGGAAUAUAAAGACUUGAUCGAGAGUUUUGCUUCAAAAAACGCUAGGAGAGCCGCACGAUUCACUUAA
Molecule: messenger RNA, 945 nt
Organism: Helianthus annuus (common sunflower)
Lineage: Eukaryota; Viridiplantae; Streptophyta; Magnoliopsida; Asterales; Asteraceae
Product: zinc finger MYM-type protein 1-like
Exons: 1
Coding region: 1-945 (314 amino acids)
Molecular function (GO): protein dimerization activity
Source: RefSeq, a predicted model, not a curated record